AUUUGUUUGAGUGUAUGUAGUUGAAUAUACAUUGAAUACCUUGACAACCGGAUAAAAAAACUAUUCUAUAUUUGUAUUUAUUUUUAGCACAUAUCUUUUUUAUUUAUUCAUCACUGGAUUAAUCUCAUUUCCUCUAAUCAGAUAAAACUUCUCAAAUAGUCUUAGAGUGAAAACAAAUCUCUACUGUUCAGUAUUGUACUAACUAACUAACUAACUGACCAAUCAGUGUUGAAAUGACUAGGUCAUGAAUAGAAAAGAACGGAUUUAAAUCAAAAUAUUUGAUUUUGAUGGAUCCUUCAGAUGAGAGAGAAACAAAAGAUGAAAUAGCACAACCAGUUAGCAGACAGGAUAGUCAAAUUCUAAAAGAAAGUGUUAUUAAAAGUAUUUAUGAUUCACUUUCUUCGGCAAAAAGUCGAAAAGUCACUUUAAAUCAAAUAUGUCGUUGUUUACAAAUGCUUAAUCAAUGUCCUACUUCAGCUACUUUGGAUAAAAUCUAUUCUGAUUAUACACCUGAAGAUAUGGAAGGGAUUGGACCAGAAAGUAUUGCUAUAGAUUUGGAUCAAUUUACUGAAAUAAUUCAAACAUAUUCCUAUACAAGAGAGGAAAGAUUGAAUCAAUUGAAUAAUGCAUUUCUGUUCUUUGAUAAAAAUGAAUCUGGUGUCGUGGAUACAGAACCAAUGAAAACAAUGCUGUUAACUGUCGGUGACUGUUUUACAGAUAAGGAGUGUAAUGAAUUUUUUAAAGAAGCUGCACCUGGAACAGAUGGCAAAUGGCCUUAUGAUGAUUUUGUCAAAAGGCUAGUCGAUGCUUAUCCACGUCCACAAUCAAAGAAAGCGAGAUCUGCAGGAACAGGUAAAAAGAGGAGUGCUAGAAAAUGAUUAAUUUUUUAACUAACACUUUAUAAACCGUAAUGGUUUACUUUUUCAGGAACUUAUAAAAUGCUGAAGAAUGAUUAGAUCUAUGUUACGUGUAUUCAAUAUUGAAAUAUAUUUUAUGAUUACA
Molecule: messenger RNA, 1002 nt
Organism: Schistosoma bovis
Lineage: Eukaryota; Metazoa; Platyhelminthes; Trematoda; Strigeidida; Schistosomatidae
Source: the annotation of a GenBank genome assembly